Macrobrachium nipponense is the source of this 1625-nucleotide messenger RNA. RefSeq names its product myosin-14-like. The transcript has 9 exons. Lineage: Eukaryota; Metazoa; Arthropoda; Malacostraca; Decapoda; Palaemonidae. The coding region runs from base 58 to 1074 and encodes 338 amino acids. The record is from RefSeq and is a predicted model, not a curated record.
UUAGUGGUGAAGUUACCUGAGGGAAGCCCCGACUUGUGGCACUCUGCCUCCUGCAACAUGACGAGCGAUGAGCUGCAUGAGGGUUUGUCAGAAUGGGGAAAGGCUGCAAAGGAGACACUUCUUCAGAAAUGUAAGUCACAAACACAAUUAUCAACUUUGUGUAAAGAGUCGGAAGAGCUGAGUUGUGAGUUACGUGCAGAGUACAAUCAUUUUGCUUCUUUACUUCGAAUGCAACGAGAGUUUCUGCAGAAUAUUGUAGGACUAGUUCCAUUCAUUAAAGAGAAAAGGCAUUUAGAAGUGGAGAUUGCCACGGAGCGGGGACAGUUACAAGAAGAUGAGAAGGUUCAUCAAGAAAAGGUGGCGGAUAGGCAAAGGAAAUCAGAAGUUGCCCUUGAAGAACUGAAAAAGAAAUUUGGUUUCCAAAAGAGUGGAGCUGUAGAAAAAGCUAAGAAAGCAGAGAUCUCUUAUGAGAAAGAAGUAGUACAGUUGGAUGAAGAGAUUAAAAAACUCACUGAUAAAUUAAAGCAGAUGGAAAUCUGUCAUUUGGACACAUUAUCAGAUCUGGAAAGUAAGCACAAGAUAGAGCAGGAAUACCUACAAUACCGAAUCCAGUUGUUAAAAGAGAAUCGGUCCAGUCAGGCAUUAACAGACAAGGCUGUGAUUACCAGAAAGGUGCGUACCGUUGAACUAGAAUAUAAAGCAAAACUUGAAGAAAUGGGCAAGAAUUUAGAGGACCAUAAAGCUCAGAAUACACAGCUGAAAGAAGAGCUGCGUACAGUGCAUGAGGCCUUAAGGCACCAAGAACUACUAAAUAUUGUUCGUAAUGUUCCUCCUUGGUCCAGAAGUACUACUGGUUUACCAGCACCUGAGCAGAUAUCAGCAGAUUCCCCAAUUCAAACUAGAGCUAGAACGAGAUACAGUGACUCUAGUGGUGAAACCACUCAAGUUUCUUCAACCAAAGAUGUUGAUUUGGGAGGGCAAGAAAAAACAUUCUCACCUCAGUAUAGUUCUUCAAAAUCAGUUAGAAGGAAAUUAUUCAAGAGGAAGGCAACAGAGCCCUUAAGUAAUAUAUGAAGCUGAAUAUACGGGCCAAAUUCUGGGGAUGGAUACCCUUUGGUUGAUAACUGAUUACUAGAUAGUGCUAGUUUUUCAGUAAUUAAGGGGGGGGGGGGGUUUAAUAAAAUGGGUUGGCCAAUAUAACUACCCAUUGGUAUUGAUAUAAAAAUUUCCAAGCCCUACUGAAAUGCAGCCUUUUUGUUGAGUUUUUCUAAGGAAAAUUUAUAUAUUGAUAUUAAUUUUAGUGAUGUUACUGUAUCAUCUAUCUGGUUUUGAACUCGACACUAUUAAUCUUCAGAUUGGAAAUAAGUUAUUUGUUUCAAAAUGGAAAUAUUCAUGCAGAACAUGAAAAAUACUUGAUUUUUUUUAAAUUUGCAUAAGGAUUAUUAUUAUUUAUAUUGAUGUACUACUGUUUGCAUGUGAAAUCUCACCAAAAAAGAUAUGGCUCAAGAAUCAGGUUCAAGGAUAUUAUUUAAGAAUUUACACUUGAUAAAAGCCUCUGUUAAAUUUGUAAAUGCCCCUUCUCUUGGGAGAGCAGUGAAAAACCUUAGUAAAUGGCAAACAGUAAA